AGCGUUACCACCACAGCUUCUCCAUUAACAUGAAAACGAGGUUGUGGUUGCAAGAAAUCUAGACCUCUCCUUAUUACAACUCCCCCCCUACUCUUUUACUCACGUUUCCCAAUCUCACACCACUCCGUCUUGGCAUUGUUGUACCUCAAGUGGUGCUCAAGGCUCUUGAAUCGAAUUUUAUCAGCAUGGUGGUUUACUCAACUAGGAAUGAGGUUAUAAGGCCCCUUAAGUCUCGACGCGGAUGCAAAACCUGCAAAAUCCGAAGAGUCAAAUGUGGGGAGGAAAGGCCAAAUUGCCAGAGAUGUACCAGCACAGGACGUAAAUGCGAAUAUGAUAGCAGCUUCGCUAUUGGUACUUUUGCCUCGGCACCUCCUACUAUCUCCAUCUUGAAGCAAGCUAUAUCGUCAUUACCAAACACAGUGUGGCGGGAACGUCGCGCUUUUGCAUAUUACUUUCAGCACGCCGCGCGAUACCUUGCCGGUGGAUUUGAUGUUGAAUUCUGGGCCGAUCUAAUUCCACAGGUUUGUCGCACUGAACCUGCAGUGUGGGAUGCCAUCAACGCUAUCAGCAUUUUGUUUGAAAGCCCGGAACAAUGCUCAGAUCCAGUAUUUCUGAGACGGCAGAAUGAAUCCUUUCAUGCACCUAGUCAGAAUCAGAAGGACGCUUUAACCUGGUACUCGCGUUCGCUAUCCAACAUUCGUUUGCAGAUUGAUCGUGGCAGCGCAGACCCCUAUGUCGCACUGAUCACCUGUGUGCUCUAUAUGUGUAUAGAAACCCUUCAAGGACGUGUGGAGGAGGCAUUGCAACUCUAUGGACAGGGUGUGAACCUAAUUAAUAGUCUACGCUCUCAAAUUAGCUGCACCUUGGUUCCUGCCAGCAAAGUUGCCCUCCUGGAGAACACCAUCAUUCCCUUCUUCGUCCGCCUGGGAACUGUCGCUCUCUCCAUUUCCGGAGUCCCUGCGAACGUCCUUUACGAUCCUAUAGAAGGUAGCCAAGAGUAUAAGUUUACUUCUCUUCACUCUGCCCGGGCUGCCAUGGCCGCGCUCGCCGCAGAGGGCAUGCUCUUUCAACGUGCAGCCCAGCAACAUUUCUUAACUGUUGGCGAUGGCUCUCGCGUAGGCCCGUCGUUAGCUGGAAAACAGAGGAUGCUUCAAAUCCAACUAGCACACUGGCGGCAUGCAUAUGAUACCUUCAUACAGGACUUUCGCCGGAAAAACCUUAGCUUUCCUCGGUCCGACACAAGCACUACCGCCACGCUCCUCGUCUAUCACGCAGCUAUAUCUAUCAUUGUGUCUACGUGCUUGACGCAGGGCGAGUGUAUCUUUGAUGCUCACUUAUCAAGCUUCGAGACCAUUGUCAAUAAUUCCGCUCUCAUUCUGGAUGCCUCAACGGGACCAGACGGCAUGCAGCCACCCUUUACGUUUGAAAUGGGUGUUGGCCUCCCCCUUUUUCUAACAGCCCUGAAAUGUCGCGACAGGCAAUUGAGACACAAGGCAUUGAACCUACUACAAAAAGCACCUCCUGUGCAAGGGCUGUACAAAUGCGCUCCAGGUGUAAUGAUAGCAAGAAAGGCCCUGCAGCUUGAAGAAGAUUUUAGUCUUCUUUUAAAGAAAGAUAUUGAAUACAAUGCCUACUGUCUGAAUACUGGUUCAACAGGUACUACAAAUACGGAAAUUGUUACUACUCAAGAUUUUAGCGACAGUUCGGACAACACUCAAGUCCACGGUAGUGCUACAGAAUUGCCAGCCUCUAAGCACAACCGUCGUGCAGAGCUUCUCCGUGAAUGUUACACGCAUGAGGAUACUAACCAAAUACCAGAUCUAAUCCCCGAAAAGGCCCGCAUAGAAUUUGUUGGCAUUUUUCGACCGGAAAACGGUCUUCCGCCAACAGUGAGCGAACAUGAUGUUGCCCAAUGGAAACGGGGCAAAGAUCAAACUUUCUUUGUAUAUAGGCGGCACCAGCGUGACCAUACCAAUGAUAUAUGGAGACUGAUUGAAGAAUUUAUGCCGAUUGAUAGCUGAUGGAGCUACUCCCUUCAGUUGAUCAUCCCUACAGCGAGCUGGAUUCAAUUUGACAAAGGAAGCGAGUCCUUCAGAAAGAGGUCAACAACGUGAACGCGGAGACUAUCGAUAUCUCUUGAAGGUAUAAUCUGUCCUAUACUCGUGGACGCAGAUCCUCAAUCAUAUAAGUCGUCGGAGAAAGGGGAGUUACCAUGUGCGCAGUGUUUGCAUGAUACUGCAUCUAUUGUUACACUCAGUCCAGUACACCGCGCGACUUGCGUAUAGUAUUUACACCUCUGCAAGACCAAUCAGUGAUCAGCCAGGCCAACUCCGGUCAUCAAUGGUGGGUCAACCUUGGUCUGUUUGCAUGAACAGCCAUUGUUGACCAGGACAUACGAACAAGCUACGCUACUUGCAAUCGUUACAUAAAUCUGGGAAUUUGUGAUACACUGGAGCAGGACUAACACGCUGUUAUUGAAU
Molecule: messenger RNA, 2480 nt
Organism: Aspergillus alliaceus
Lineage: Eukaryota; Fungi; Ascomycota; Eurotiomycetes; Eurotiales; Aspergillaceae
Product: Zn(II)2Cys6 transcription factor domain-containing protein
Exons: 2
Biological process (GO): regulation of DNA-templated transcription
Molecular function (GO): zinc ion binding; DNA-binding transcription factor activity, RNA polymerase II-specific
Source: RefSeq, a predicted model, not a curated record